AUGAAGUCCAUCAUUCUGUGUCUUGUGUGUGUGCUGGCGUACGCUGGAGGCCAACGGAUCACCACCAUCCAGCUGGACGGUGUGCAGUACUUUAUCAGCCGAAUGAAUCCGUAUUCGCCGGAGCUGAACUACUUCCUGGCCUACCAGUACUGCCGCUCGCUCGGCCUCCAGCUGGCGUCGUUCGAGACAAAGGAGAAGAUGGAAUCGAUGGCGGAGUACCUGCAGAACGCGGGCUACGGCAAGUACGACUGCUGGACGUCCGGCAACCGGCUCGGCACCGGGAUGUUCCUGUGGAUGAGCACCGGCCUACCGUUCAACGCCACGUUCGAUUACUUCGAGAAGUCGCCGGAAACCGUCGGGCUGGACCCGAUGGACCACAACAGCAACACCUCGCCCCAGCGCACCGCCCGCGACAGUAGCAGCGGACUACAGAAAGGCUGCGUGAUCCUGAAGGCCCCGAGCCACCGGUGGGCCCCGGAAGACUGUUCGGCGGUGAAAGACUUCAUCUGCGAGCAAACACGGUGCUACUACUACAACUACGGUAGCAUUCCGGUUUCGUCCGCGCAGGGCCGUCCGAUCCAAACGUCCACUAGUACCGCGCUGUAUACGACGCUCGCUGCAACCAGCACUACGACGGCUACGACCACUACGAGCACCACCACAGAACCGGCGACCACAGUGGCCGAAGGUCGUCAGUUCGUCUCGACACUGCUACCACAGCUCCAGGGCAGCGAAAAAGGGCCCACAUCGCUCGCUUCCCUCCUAAACGGUGACGUCCUCGAGCAGAACCGUACGCCUGGUCCGGUGGCGGCCGCGGAUAAUACCGCGGACGAACAAGAACAGGACGAAGAGCAAGACGAUGAGCUGGAGUUGGAGGACGACGAAGAUAAUGUUGUAGGACGUAGCAGCAGCGCCGGCGGCAUCGCGGCCGAAGAAGAUGUUGAUGAGCAGGAAGAGGAACACCAGCAGCAGCAGCAGCACCAUGACGAGGAAGACGAAGACGAGCAGGCGGCCGAACAGCACCACCAGCAAGCGCUGGCUGCCGGCCAGGAUCCGGUGGCGACAGCUAGUCUGCCCGACGACAUCCCGGUCGAGCAGAAACUGAAGGCGAUCACGAAGGAGAUCGAGCAGCUGUCCGGUGGGGGGAUCAGCGGCGAUCGGGAGCUGCGGUUGGACAACCGCCAAAGCUUCCUGUCGCUAUCGGACCUGAUCAAGAACAUUCGGCCGGCCGAGAAGGUGGUGCCGCAGAUCGACUCGUCGUACGCCAACACGAUGCUUGUGCUUGGCGAGCCUCUCAGCCACGCCGAGAAGAAAAGAUAGGCUUAGGUUCCUUCCAUCCAGCGUCUUGACGUGUUUUACAUAGGUUAGGUUAUUCCGAGGUGCAGUUCGUGUUCUCGAUCGGUAGACGACAAACAGUGUUUUAACUCAUCGCACAUUCCCCAUCGACGCGUCACCCAGUCACGAUGGCAACACCAGAGUACCGCAGUUCUUUCUGAGGACGAACGUCCCUCGUGGGCGCUCUCCGGGUAUUGGAACUUCGAUCGUUCCCUGGCUCGGAGGGUUCCUCGCGAAGGACGACACACUUCUCGAGGGAACACGAAGUCUCCGGCGGUGGUCCAUUGCAUCUUUCAUCCCAACCCGAUUUCGGCAAGACUUUCGUCAAUUUUUGUUUUUUUGCGAACCCAACAAACGGUUCACCGGAUAUCGCCACGACGACGUAGAGUUAAGCGUAACAGAGCAAAAUAUCGUUAGCCUUAGUGUACGAUUUCUUGUGAUUAAAAGCAAACAUAAAGAGCACGAAGGAGAGAGAUCAUUGACAAGACAGAAAGGACAAGACGUUCAGAAGAAAGCCAAUGCAAAACUAAUAGCAUGACUGGCGAUCAAUAGGGAAAUUCCGGCGAGCAAAACAAAUGUAGGUAAGGCUUAG
Anopheles cruzii is the source of this 1927-nucleotide messenger RNA. RefSeq lists its product as uncharacterized. Gene Ontology annotation, biological process: biological process involved in interspecies interaction between organisms. Gene Ontology annotation, molecular function: carbohydrate binding. NCBI's taxonomy places the organism in Eukaryota, Metazoa, Arthropoda, Insecta, Diptera, Culicidae. The record is from RefSeq and is a predicted model, not a curated record. Bases 1 to 1320 code for a protein of 439 amino acids. Gene Ontology annotation, cellular component: external side of plasma membrane. The transcript has 4 exons.